AGCUGUCGACUGGUUGUACCGAGCUACAGCCCCCGAGUCUCGUCUCUGGUGAGGAUCACCGAUAAAAGCUCUCCCGACCCUCGCAGUGGCUUUUCCGUCUUAAACCCGCUCAACCCACCGUCUACCGAAUACACUCUGGUCAACUCGAAACGGUUUAUUCUAAACAAUGGCAUCCGAAACAGGUGCUAGCACUCCCGCCGAGGAGCCGACCCCCGCGCAGCUGCUGAUGGAGCAGCACGACCACCAUGUCACCGUCGAGGACGUCGUGGACGAGGAGGACGUUAAACACCCCCCGCCCUCUGCCUCCAACCCUGACGCUUCCGAUGCUCCUGCCGCGACUCUGAGCGAGAAGGCUGCCGGCAAGCAAAAGGCAGACGACUCAGCUGCCCCUGCCCCGAAGCCUGCGAAGUCCGCCUUGGACACUGCGUCCGAGGAUGCCUUCCCAGCUCUUGGUCCCGUUAAGCCUCGCGCCCAGGCCUCUGCACCCACCUGGGGCAAGAAGCCCGCUGCCGUCACCUCCAACGGCGUCAAUGGCAGCAACGACGCCUCUACCCCCGCUUCCGGACCUGCGCUCCCCACCAUGUCCAUCCCUGGCCAGUACAACCAGAACAUCCGCUUCUCCCCUAACCAGCUCACACCUCGCAAAGACCUGAAGAAGCCCAUCAACGAGAUCAUCCGCGAGAUCAACAGGCGAUCCAAGGCCAAGCUCGAGAUGAAGCAGCUGGGUGGCAUGAUCGUCUUCGAAUCUACUGGUCCCGUUGAGGCUGUUCGCCAGUCGCUCAAGGACAUUGCUAACGAGGUUGGCUCUAAGCAAUCUGUCGAUGUACCCGUCCCCGCUUCCAUUCGCGCUCACAUUAUCGGCCGUCAAGGUUCCAAGAUCCAGGAGAUCAGCAAGCGCACCGGUGCUCGCAUCCAGGUCCCCAGGGCGGAGGCAGGUGAGGACGAGGAUACCAUGGUCGACGUUCACAUCGAGGGCAAUGCGUUGACUGCCGAGAUGGCUCGCCGCGAGAUCGAGGCCAUUGUCAACGAGCGCACGUCGACUGUCAACUUGCGUCUCAAGGACAUUGCCGCCGAGUACUACCCCUUCCUUGCUGGGCCGCGCAACGUCCAUCUCGGAAACCUGACCCAAGGCCAAGAUGUCGACGUCAAGAUUCCCGAAUACUACACCUGGCGCACUCAGGCCCCACCACAGACUGGUCGCAACCAGCCGGCUGUCUUCGUACCCCAAGCCAACUUCCCCAUCCAGAUCUCUGGAGAGCGAGUUGCUGCCCAGCAGGUCCAGGCCCAGCUUGAGCGUCGCGUUCAGCAACUCCGCCAACAGCUCGCCGUUGAGCAGCGAUCCAUUGAGCGUGGCCGACACCAGUUCAUCGUUGGCGACCACCCUGGUGGCUCUCUGCACGAUUUCUUGGAGGAGACCGGCUGCAGUAUUGUCCUGCCUCCCAGCACCGACGACAGCGAGACUGUGUACAUUGUUGGCCCACCUAACAAGAUCGAGCAGGGUAUCAACAAGCUCGAGGAUCUCGCUGCUAGCAUGACCAUGGCCACCGCUGACUGCGCCCGAGAGCACCGAGGACCCAACUCCCAGGCUCAUGCGCACAACCUGACGCGUUACUUGCGCCAGCGCCAGGCAUUGGCUGAACUUGAGCGCCAGCACGAAGCCAGCAUCGUCGCUCCUACUGAUCGCGAUGGGCCGACUGGGUGGGAAAUCUACGCGCGAAACGGCAAGAACAGCAUGAAGGCUCGUGGCGAUAUCAUGAGCGUCUUCCAGGGUCACCCGCCCAGCCGGUUCGCCACUAUGGACGUCGAUCCCUUCUACCACUCCUUCCUGCAAAAGCGCAACGCGAAGCAACUCCGACAGGAUACCGGUGUGCACGUAGUAUUCCCUGAGGAAGUAGAGCAAUCCCCAGAACUCAUUCUUGUGUUUGAGGGUAGCACACCUUAUGGCGAAUAUGCAAUCCCACGUGGUGCGCCUCCAGCCGCCGAGGUCAAGGCCUAUCAACAAGCUCUGCAGCAAGCUCAGCAAUUCAUCCAGAGCCUCACCAGCGAGCAGCCCGAGAUUGAGUCGCGCGGUUUCGAGUCCAACCCCAAACUCCACCGCAAGAUCGAGCAAUACAUCAACGAGGAGCAGCAGAACCUUGCCAACGACCAGGUUCCUGUUCAAGCUCUCUUUGGCGAGCGACGCCCAGAGGCUCACAGCCGUUCCAACAACAACUUCGCCAUUCGCGGACCCGCGAACGCUGUGGACGACUUUAAUGCCAAGAUCCUUGCUUUCAUUGAGCAGGCAGAGAAGGAUGAGCUCGAGCGCAACCAUGUUACAACUUUCGAUUACCCGCAGAAGUACGCUAGUCAUCUGGUUGGCAAGGGAGGUGAGAACAUCCAGCGCCUGCGCCAGAAGUUCGACGUCGAUGUCCAGAUCGACGAUGGCAAGGUCACACUCAAGGGCCCAUCAGCGAAGGCACAGUUGUGCAAGAAAGACAUCCUUGACAUGGCUAAGAAAUUCGAUGAUGAGGCGACCCACGUGCUGAAGAUCAAGCCGCAGUACCAUCGUGAUCUCAUUGGCGCUUCAGGCAAGCAGGUUGAACGUCUGCAGACCCGCUACAACGUUCGCAUCAACUUCCCCCGGAGACAAAAGGAGAACGACGACGCGACAUCACAAGCAGCGUCGGGACGAAACUCCCGUGGCCAAAACCAAGAUGAAGUCAUUGUGCGAGGUCCUAAGAAGGGCGCUGACGAGGCUCGUGAUGAGUUGCUCAACCUCCUUCAGUAUACUAUGGACAACUCACACACAGACAUUGUCUCUGUUGCUCAGAGCCAAGUUCCUCAGUUGAUUGGAUCCGGCGGCCGCGAGAUGGAGAACCUCCGCCUUGCCACUGGCUGCCAGAUUGAUGUCCCAGGUGCCCGCGAAGGCGCUGAUGGGUCAGGUCGUGCUGAUAUCAAGCUCAAGGGUACCAAGAAGCAGGUUGAGGAGGCCAAGAAGAUCUUGCAAGAGCGUGCCAAGGUCUUCGAUGACACCGUCGUUGAGACAAUUGACGUCGAGAGGAAGCACCACAGGACUCUCAUCGGUGGCAGCGGAUCAAACAUCCGCUCCAUUGUCACUGCUGCCGGCGGGCCCGACAACUCUCGCGACCUGGCCCGUAUGGUGCGCUUCCCCAAGGCCGAGUCCGAGGGCUCUUCCAUUCGCGUUGAAGGCCCGAAGAGCAUUGUGGAGAAGAUCUUGGCUUCCAUCAAAGCUCAGGUUUCAUCUCUCGAGAGCCAGACAACUGAGAUCCUCGAGGUUGUUCCCGACAAGCACCGUCUGCUCAUUGGUCGCGGUGGCGAGACCCGCCGCUCCCUUGAGUCGCAGUUCAACGUUCAGGUAGAUAUUCCCAAGCAGACCGUUACUGGCGCUGCUCGUAGCCAGAUCAAGAUCACCGGUGAGCCGGCUCAGGUCGAGAAGGCCAAGGAGCACAUCCUCGAGCUCGUCAAGGGCCAGGAAGGCGAGACUGUUCAGGUUCCUCGCUACCUCCACCACGUCAUCUCAGACAAUGGCCAGUUCUUCCGCCGCAUGCGCAGCAACCACCAAAUCACCAUUGAUCACGAUGGUCAGCAGCCCCCGGCGAAGCCUGCUCAGGCCGAGGCUGGAAAGGCAAGAAAGGGCGCUAACGGCGCUCUGCCCUUGAUCACGGACGAUGCCGACAACGAUGCUGACGCGCACUCGUGGGAGAUUGUCGACAACAAUGCCACAGAAGAGGGUACUGAUACAUCGGCCACAAUUCCUUGGGUCCUCCGUGGUUCGCCCGAUAGCCUGCCCAAGGCCCGCCAGACGCUUGAGGCUGCCAUCCAGGCUGCUUCAAAGCCUUCAUCGACUGGAUACCUCAUCCUGCCCGACCCGCGAAGCUACAGGCUCGUCGUCGGUUCGGGUGGUUCCACCAUCAACGAUCUUCGCAAGAAGACUUCUACCAAGAUCAACGUACCCCGCGACCAAGCAAAGAACGAGGCUAUUGAGAUUGUCGGCAGCAGGGAGGGCGUCGAACAGGCGCACCAGAUGAUCUUGGACAUUGUGUCCCGGAGCGGAAACGGCCGCCAGUAAAAACAAAACGCUUUGGAAUGUGUGCUCGCACGCACUGAGCAGAGAUGUGUAUGAUUGCAUGUCAUCACUAUAAUGAGUAUGCAUAUUUACGAAACACAAAAAUGGGGGUAGAUUGAUAUUUUGAGCGAAUGAUGAAUGUUUUUUAUACGAACUUUUUGUUUUUGGUGUAGGGGGAGUGGGGAUCUGAUCUACUCUCUUUCUUGGUUGAUGUUUUGUGGGGGGUUUGGGGGGUGGUCAAAAGGCAUGUAUAGGUUGGGUUGGGUUGAGUUGAGUGCAUGGAACAAAAACGGUUUUCAUCUCGCUUUCAUGUAGGACAUCUUUUAAUGCUUCUUGACUCCUGUAUACGUGUUGAUCAAGCUAUCGUCAUCAUCACAAAUCAUGCUUCAAGUGUCAUUCCUGCAAAAAAAAAAA
Messenger RNA from Dothidotthia symphoricarpi CBS 119687, 4480 nucleotides. Its product is annotated as RNA binding effector protein-like protein Scp160. The transcript has 4 exons. The record is from RefSeq and is a predicted model, not a curated record. Gene Ontology annotation, biological process: nuclear division. The coding region runs from base 167 to 4069 and encodes 1300 amino acids. Lineage: Eukaryota; Fungi; Ascomycota; Dothideomycetes; Pleosporales; Dothidotthiaceae. Gene Ontology annotation, cellular component: cytoplasm; nucleus. Gene Ontology annotation, molecular function: mRNA binding.